Pieris macdunnoughi is the source of this 2544-nucleotide messenger RNA. The record is from the annotation of a GenBank genome assembly. Lineage: Eukaryota; Metazoa; Arthropoda; Insecta; Lepidoptera; Pieridae.
AUGGCCAACUGUGCGGGAUGGAGCGAGGAACCAAUAUCAAAGGAAAAGCAACGACCACCAAUAUACAAUCCAGAAGACUACGCAACAUCUCUCAAGAAAUGGGGCAAGAAGACGAGUGGGGGAAACUUAUACGAUGUGGACCCAGGUCAGGACCCCAAUAAGGCGAGAACCCUGCCCAGCCAGGGCAGUAAGGAUUUCAGGAAUCCGUGCUUAGGUGUUGGCGAAGAAAUGAGCCUUCGUCAAUUCUGCUCACCGAGUGAGUUACUCACGAAGCUCAGGGCAGAUCUAAGGCUCUCAUUUCCUAGUUUCGUCCAAGAGUUCGCGAGUGAGCCGCUAGAUGGAGUGACGUUACUUCUCGAACUCCUGCGCAACGUUCAACUCAGUCAAACGGGUGAUGGGGCAAGGGGACCGCCAGCUGUGAGGCGCAGGCCACUCCUGGAUGAGCUGGCUUGCUUACAGUGUCUUUGGAGUUGCUGUACCAGGUAUUCAGAAUGCGUGAGGAGAUUGGUGGCCUGCUCCAACGGAGUAUACGCUUUGGCUGUUUGCAUUAUGUCUACUGUCAAUAAAUCUAGGAUUCUUGCAUUACAGCUUCUCACAAAGGCCUGCGAGCCUCCAGCACACGGUCACAGUAUGAUAUCGGAAGCGUUAUCAACACUUCGCCUUCGAUAUGGAGAACCAGUCAGGUUCAGGUUCCUGGUGGGGAUGCUUCAAAGCACCGGAGGAUCUGGAGACCUGCAAGCAGCUGGUCUGGCCUUUAUCAAUUCCCUGUUGACCAGCGCCCCAUCUCCCCAAAGGAAACUCUACAUACAGGCUGAGUUGGAGCAGGCAGGGUUCGAUGUUGUAACUUUGAAAAAGAUCGUCGCCAAACUACCAAACCCCAACGAAUACGUAGUGAAGGAAAUAGAAAACUACGAGAGACAAUUGAUAGAUAUUGAUACUCUUAGUGAAAAGGCAACAGAGGCCCAAAAGGAAAAGGACGACCUGAGGCACAAAUUGGAACUUUUGGAGAAACGAGUCAAGAUUCUACAGGAAGAGAAAGGAAUUCUAUUAUCUCUGGAAAAAUGUCUGAAGGAAAAAUGUUGUGAGUUACAAGAAGAAGUGAGCACACUUCGCUCCGAGCACAGUACUUCAAGUAGGAAGAAAACGUUUGUCAUUAAGAAAAAAAACUCCACGCAUAGAAGGAGAGAUGAAUCAUCACCUCCCGAAGAUGAAGGUAUAAGUUCCUCGGAAAGAUCUCUCAGCCCUGAAGGAGACCCACAAAGGGAGUCCAUGGUUUACGAAGUAUUCAAUAUUAAAAAUGAAACAUACGAUCUGCUACGAAACAAAAGACCGCUCCACAAGAAACUGGAAAGCACAAAAAAUCACAAAAAGUCAACAGACGAUGAAGAAGAGGCAACAAUCGAUGAAGUCAUUCAAGAACUCAGAAAUAUCGUUAAUCACGCAGAAUCCGAACAGUAUUUGAACAGAACAGACAGCAAAUGCAAAAGUAAUCGUACUUCAGAAACAGACUAUCAAAAAGACAGAAGCGAAGAAAAAGAAGACUCAAUAACAAGCACUAGGCACAGCAUUCAUAUAACCAGUAGUAAUGAAUUUGAAGACAGCAGCGAUGAAAUCGGUAAAAUUGUGCCUACCAAGAUAUUCCCUCAACCACCGAAUAAAAACAGAAGCCUCAGUCAAUUAUUCCCUCACGUAGAAAAGGGACUUUUGUUUAAUAAAUCGCAGGAUUUCUUCGAUAUGUACUGUUCGAGCGACGAAGGUUCCGAUUCUUUACUUAGCGUUUCACGGUGCCGUAGUCGAGUUAUGAAAAACGAUUCGCUCACAAGCUUCGACUUUAGUAAAUGCCGCGCUAAAUUCAACGAAACCGAUACAGAUGACAAUAAACUAAGAAGAUCAAAGACUAGAGAGGAUUCAAGAAAGCCAACAGUUAAACGAAGUGAAUCUUUCCAAUCUGAGAAAGGAUCGCGGCAACGUGAAUACAUUGAGAGUAUGUUUGAAAGUCACUCGUCCCUCAUCGAGCCAUCGCCACUACAACGGUCCGGUUCUAAAUGCAGUCGCGUCGAUGAAAUCGUGAAUUUAAUAGAAUCUAAAAAGCUUACGAAAAGCUUAGACAGAAUCGACGAAGGACUCAACUCAAUGGUCGAUAUAAUAAUGGUCCCCGAAACGAAAAAGACGACGUGGUCUUAUGAGAAGCGCCAGAGAUCGGUGUCUCGUGCCAACAGCGAAAUCGAAGAACCCCCUUUGAUGCCCAGAACCAGUAGUAGAACCCACUCGUACGAAUACAAAGAAGACAAAUGCGAUAAAUAUUCAACUGCUAGAACGACGGGGUCGUUCGAUACGAACUUCAAUAAUACGUUUAUGAUGAAGCGUGGGAAUACCACAGGGUUCUAUUCUGGGGCCCCAAUGUUGAGAGAUGCUCCGGCUAGCAUGACCAGUCUGGUGACGAAUGGAACACAUAGCUAUAGCGAUAUGAAGAGGACGUUUUCACCAAUCAGUUCCAGUUACGGCCUCAAUAAAGUGACGGAUAUGCCUUCAGGGUUGUACUAA